Spirometra erinaceieuropaei is the source of this 1206-nucleotide messenger RNA. The record is from the annotation of a GenBank genome assembly. Lineage: Eukaryota; Metazoa; Platyhelminthes; Cestoda; Diphyllobothriidea; Diphyllobothriidae.
AUGACCUCUACGCAUUCCAACGAUCCCACUACUUCUUUCAGGGGACUUGUUGCUUCUCUCCCAGACUUUUGGCAACAUGCGCCAGAGCUUUAUUUUUUCCGUAUUGAGGCGACUUUUCACUCCGCCAAGAUAACACGUAAAACCGACAAGAAUUAUAAGUUGGUCGAGGCCCUUCCUCCCACCAUUCUUUCUCAAGUGCAGACGCUUCUGAGAGAUCCCCCGACUGAUGCUCCCUACACCAAGUUAAAGGCUGAACUUCUUCGCCUGACAUCAGUCUCCGAUCGGCAGCGUUAUCACGCGAUAGUAAAAGAGGAGGCCUUAGAUGAUCGCAAGCCGUCGGAACUCUUGCGUCGUAUACGUUCUCUGGUUGGGAACAUGAAAAUCGACGACAAGUUCUUUAAAGAGAUGUUCUUAGAACGUCUACCGACGUCGGUACAAACAAUCUUGGCCUCUGGCUCCGACGACCUAGACAUAUCAGAGCUAGCGGAGAUGGUUGACCGUAUGACCUUCCGCCAGCUGAAGGCCUCCCUGCGCGCCGCGGCCGAUCCGGAGAACUGGACGGACCACCUUCCCCUGGUCCUCUUGGGCAUCCGCUCCGCUCUGAAGCCGGACCUUGAUUGUUCCUCAGCUGAACUGGUGUUCGGCGCCACCGUCCGACUCCCCGGUGAGAUGAUCUCGUCAACCCCGCAAGGUGCAGUUGAGGAUCCUGCCAACCUCCUGCAUCGCCUCCAGCAGUUUAUGCGGACACUUUCUCCGGUUCCUCCCAGUUCCUCCGCCUCUCCGUCUUAUCUCGAGAAGGACUUGACAACGUGCUCUCACGUCUACCUUCGAUGUGAUCGAGUCCGCCGGCCUCUGGAACCGCCCCAUGACGGCCCAUUUCGGGUGCUCUCUCCCGGGCCGAAGACUUUCCGCAUUCAGCGCGACAAUCGUGAAGAGGUCGUGAGCGUGGACCGUCUCAAAGCUGCCGUCCCGGACACUCCUCUGGAUGAGCCCUGUGGUCCCCCACCUUCUGCUUCCUACCACGCAGCCUCUUUUUCACCGUCCCGUAUUUUCCCUCUGUCCUCCUGUCCGCUACCUCCGACUGCCACCACCGACUCCAACACUUCCGCCACCAGAUGUAUUCACUCUUCUACGGACCCUUUAUAUAUCACUCGCAGUGGUCGUCAUGUACACUUUCCUGAUCGGUUGGUCACUCAUUUCUUUUAG